AGGACUUGUCACGCUGUGAUUGGUCCAGAUCAGCGUAGUGUUUCAAAGCGUCUCAAAACAGCGCAUCUUCAGACCAGACGGAGGACUAUGAGAACAUCGAGACCAGCAUGCAGCCUCUGAACGACCGCCCCUCUCUGGACUCCGGGCUCCGGGUCCUGCUCUUGGCCCCGUGGCUCCUGGUGCUGUUCCUCGCUUCCUGUGACGGCCGGGAGUCGGACCAGGACCUGGUCACCUGCGGGUCCCUGGUGAAGCUCCUCAACACGCGACACAACGUGCGGCUCCACUCACAUGACGUCAAGUACGGCUCCGGCAGCGGGCAGCAGUCUGUGACGGGCGUGGAGAGUGCCGACGAUGCCAACAGCUACUGGAGGGUGCGCGGGCAGACGGGGGGGCCGUGCCAGCGGGGGGCGGCCGUGCGCUGUGGGCAGGCCAUCCGCAUCACUCACAUGACCACCGGACGCAACCUCCACACGCACCACUUCACCUCGCCGCUGUCCAACAACCAGGAGGUGAGUGCGUUCGGCGAGGGCGGUGAGGGUGACGACCUGGACGUGUGGGCGGUGCAGUGCGACGGGCCGCACUGGGCCCGGGACGAGGCCGUGCGCUUCAUGCACGUGGGCACGCAGGUGUACCUGAGCGUGACGGGCGAGCAGUACGGCCACCCCAUCCGCGGGCAGCGCGAGGUGCACGCCAUGCCCUCGGCCAAUCAGCACAACUGGUGGCGCGCCAUGGAGGGCGUGUACAUCCAGCCCAGCGCCCCGCCCCUCCGCCACGACGAGCUCUGAGGACCUCAGCGUGUGUGUGUGUGUGUGUGUGUGUGUGUGUGUGUGUGUGUGUGUGUGUGUGUGUGUGUGUGUGUGUGUGUGUGUGUGUGUGUGUGUGUGUGUGUGUGUGUGUGUGUGUGUGUGUGUGGGUUCGUCGCUGCGUAGUCAUGGUAACUUGUUGACUGCUCAUUAAAUAAGAUGUCCGAUGGGAGGACUGUGGAGUGGUUUCUGUAGAGAAGGGUUAGUGUGGGUUGGGUUAGUGUGGGUUGGGUUAGUGUGGGUUGGGUUAGUGUGGGUUGGGUUAGUAUUGGUUGGGUUGGGGUUAGUUGGUGUAAAGGUUUGUUCGAGACUUCAGAUCCAAAUUUACUUUCUUUAACUUAAACCUGGUUGAAUUAUAUAUGGAUUAUGUAUGUAUAUAUGAUGUAACCAGGCUUUGUUGUAUUUUUUAAAACAUUCUACUUGAUUGUUUGAGUUCCCUCUUGAUGUUCUGAGUCGUGCUCCUUUAGGAACCCUGGGUCUUGUGGUUCUCAUGUCAGGAGUAAUGCAGAGUUGUCCUUUCAUGAAUGAAUUUCCUGACCCUCAAUAAAAGGUGUGGGGACGUUCUGGCUUUGGUGUGAUGAAUAGUGCAUGUGUCUGUUGAGGCUGUGGUGUGAUGAAUAGUGCACGUGUCUGUUGAGGCUGUGGUGUAAUGAAUAGUGCACGUGUCUGUUGAGGCUUGUCCGUCACCUAAACGGCCCGUAUCACAUGCCACCUAGUGAUGUAAAUGUAACAGAGUAUGUAAGCCAUAGAAAAAUCCAAUCAAGAUAUAAAAGUUAUUUUGCAGAAGAUUCAAUUAUUGCCUGAUUAUGUCAUCGUAUGACGACAAAAUAGGCCUAAACGUAUUUAUUUAGGAAGUAAUAAACUAGGAAUAAUAAUUGAACUGUGGAGGAAACAGCGCCAUCUGGGGUCAUGAUGCUGCUGAUACCUGAUUGGUUGAUGUUUUAAUAUCUUGAAGGUUUAUUAUUGGUGGCAUCUAGCGAAAUGGAAUUGAAUAUGACAUUCAUAAAAAUUCGUUUUAAUUAGAGAAUAAUCCCAUGGAAAUAAGAAUCUAGUGUUUAAAUAACCUGGUAGGAAACAGGGACCCAAUAAAGAAACGGAAUCCUCGUUUUGCUCCGCCAUGUUUCUACAGGUGCCAGGAACGGACAAGAGGCUCGAGAGAGAACGCGAAUCAAAACGUUCUUGCGCUGUGAGGAGGGGAGUGUUAUCGCCCAUGGAAUCAGAUCAUUGCAUUCUGCAACCUCACCACCAGCUGCUACUAUGAUCUCCACCCUGGACCUUUCAUUCAUAAACAUGAACAUAAAAUGGGUGGUUUGAAUACAUAUGCUUGUGCUUCAUUUAUGAUGGUCAUUCAUUGGAAAGUUUUACAGAGUAUUCAGUAAUCCAUUUUAAGAUUCAGAUUAGAUAUUAUCCUGUUCCUUAGACACCCUCCCACAGUGUCGGUUUUGCCCAGGUCACAGGGUCAAGAGGACCGGCCGGUAGGUCUACUGAUGACUUUAGCAUUACUUAGGUAUCCUACCUAAAUAACAAGACGGAAAUAUGCUAGUGUUUGGAAACACAAGCCGAUUCAAAGCUUGGAAAUCUGCAGAUAUCAACUGAACGGAUCGCUUUAAUUUUUCAAAUUAUAUUAAAUUACUGUCUGUAAAAUGGGAUAGGAUAAUUAAGUUAUAGCCCACAAUAAUUUGGCAAUGUAUUCUAAUUAUUGAACAUUAUUCAAUCAAAACUUUACCAGGGGGAUGCUCUCUGAUCAGUUGCGUGAACAAUUCAACUGCCUUCACUGUCUUUUUUAUUGGAAUAAAUGGGUAAGUUCAUGUUUGAUCCACAAGGUGGCGAUGUAACACAGGGACAGUUUUACCACCAGUCUGUUACUUAAGUUCAUAUCAAACACCGGUGUUCAGUUCAUUGUUUUGAAGGCAAAAACACACCGGCGGCGGCUAAACGCUCGGCGGCGCGCUGCCCCGCUAUCCUUCACGCCACUGUACUAUUCGCUAGCGUUAUCGCUAGCGUAGCGUUGAAAGAGCGCUUUUUAAAGCUGUUUCAUACAUCCCGGGUUGAUAGGCAACAAUAUCCUGUCGCCUACAUUUGUAGACUGUUAAUGCAGUAGAUGAAUAAUUCAACAAUGCAAAGAAUGAGCAAUGACAGUAAAAAAAGUGUGUAAAAUGACUUAACCGUAAACAAAGUGCCCGACAGUAUAAAGUAACUAUGAA
Gadus chalcogrammus (walleye pollock) is the source of this 3007-nucleotide messenger RNA. It is a transcript of the gene sdf2l1, whose product is annotated as stromal cell-derived factor 2-like 1. Lineage: Eukaryota; Metazoa; Chordata; Actinopteri; Gadiformes; Gadidae. Bases 108 to 785 code for a protein of 225 amino acids. The record is from RefSeq and is a predicted model, not a curated record. The transcript is spliced from 3 exons.